CUGUUUAACCCAGAGAUGGCAUCCACUGUGGGUCUGAAAGAAGCAGCUGGCAGCCGAAGUUCAUGGGAUGCUUUACUACCAGAUUUCCCUAAAGGAGCACUUUGCAGAUAUCGUAAGAAAGCUUCCUUCAACUGGAAGGAAAUGGCAGUGUUUUUAGAUGGGGAAGAUAUCAUCCAACUCAAGAAUAGAAUCUUCUCUGCUUUAGAAAAUGAUCCUUUCUUUGCACAUCAUCCUGGAGAAGAUUUGAGCCGUGAGAAAUAUCAGGAGCUGACAUUCCUGCGCUGUAAAAGGAUCUUUGAGUAUGAGUUUCUUACUCCACAAGAGAUCAAAGAGAACCCUAUAAGAAUUUUUCAUAUGACUAGUUUUUUAGGGAUGUAUGAUUGGUCUGCAUGUCUCCAGUAUUUUUUACAUAGCAGUGUAUUUGCAGGUGCAAUUUUGAGUGCUUCUGGGACGUUUGCUGACUUUGUGAAAAAAGUUUAUAACAUGGAGAUUUUUGGAUGUUUUGCUCUUACUGAACUCAGCCAUGGGACUAAUACAAAAGGCAUACGAACUACUGCCACAUUUGACAGCAGCACUCAGGAAUUUAUCAUCAACACUCCUGAUUUCGAAGCUGCAAAGUUCUGGGUUGGUAAUAUGGGGAAAAAUGCCACUCAUGCAGUUGUGUAUGCCCAGCUCUAUACUCCUGAUGGACAGUGCCAUGGAUUGCAUUCCUUUAUUGUACAGAUUCGAGAUACAAAAACUCUCCUACCAAUGCCAGGUGUGAUGGUAGGUGACAUAGGAAAGAAAAUUGGGCAGAAUGGAUUGGAUAGUGGAUUUGCUGUGUUCCAUUGUGUCAGGAUACCUAAAGAAAACAUACUGAAUGUAGCUGGAGAUGUCACACCUGAAGGGAAAUACUCGAGCUCUUACAAAGAUGUGAAAGAUCGUUUUAGUGCUUCACUUGGGUCCUUGUCCCCUGGCAGAGUUCAGAUUACAGCAAUGUCCGUGACCAAUUUGAAGCUCGCCUUAACUAUCGCCAUUCGCUUCUCAGCAACUCGCCAUCAGUUUGGGCCAGCUGAUGGUGAAGAAAUACCUGUUCUGGAAUACCAAAUGCAGCAAUGGCGCCUUCUUCCUUAUCUGGCUGCUGUAUAUGCAUUAGAUUAUUUCUCCAGAUCCCUAUUUGAGAACUUUAUAGUAUUUUAUAUAGGCUUAUUGACAAAGGAAAGGAGUCAGAGACAGGCUGAUUUGGGACGUGAGAUUCACGCCUUAUCUGCUGCCAGCAAGCCGCUGUCUUCUUGGACUGCUCAGCAGGCGUCCCAGGAGUGCCGAGAAGCUUGUGGAGGACACGGCUACCUUGCCAUGAAUCGUCUGGGCGAAAUUCGUAAUGACAAUGACCCAAACUGCACGUACGAAGGUGAUAACAACGUCCUACUUCAGCAAACAAGCAACUACUUAAUGAGCUGGAUGAGUUGCAUAAGAGAGAAAGUUCCUUUCGAGUCCCCUUUUGGAACAAUAAACUUUUUGCAGAACUACCACCACAUCCUUGGCCAGAAAUUCACAGCCGUUAGUGUUGAAGAUUGCAUGGACUCUUCAGUUCCCUUAGCAGCAUAUAGAUGGCUGGUUUGCUACCUGCUCCGAGAAAGCGAUCUAAAGCUGAACAAGGAGAAGCAGGCUGGGCAAAGUGAUUUUGAGGCAAGAAACAACUGUCAGGUGUACUACUGUCGCUCAUUAGCGAUUGCUUUUAUUGAGCAAACAGUCUUGCAAAGAUACCAUGACUACACCCAUGAUCCCAGCGUGCCAUCUACUCUGCAGCCUGUGCUCAAGAAUCUCAGUGCUCUGUAUGGCCUCUGGUCUAUAAGUAAGCAUCUGGCUGUGCUCUACCAAGGUGGCUAUGUUUCAGGUGAACAAGCUGGAAGGUUUAUUCAGAAUGCUAUUUUGGAACUUUGCCACAGGUUGAAAAAUGAUGCCGUUGCUUUGGUUGAUGUCUUUGCUCCUCCUGACUUUAUUCUCAACUCUCCCAUUGGCAAAGCUAACGGAGAGUUAUAUAAAAAUAUGUGGGCCGAGAUCCUUCAAGGAAGCAAAGCUCUGAACAGACCUUCAUGGUGGGCAGAAUUUUGUACUAAUAAACCUGUUAUAGGCAGAUUGAGGUCAAGAUUAUAAGUG
Molecule: messenger RNA, 2139 nt
Organism: Tinamus guttatus (white-throated tinamou)
Lineage: Eukaryota; Metazoa; Chordata; Aves; Tinamiformes; Tinamidae
Gene: ACOX3
Product: acyl-CoA oxidase 3, pristanoyl
Biological process (GO): lipid homeostasis; fatty acid beta-oxidation using acyl-CoA oxidase
Cellular component (GO): peroxisome
Molecular function (GO): fatty acid binding; pristanoyl-CoA oxidase activity; FAD binding
Source: RefSeq, a predicted model, not a curated record